CAAUGUGCACGCUGCAAACUGCAAGAAAAAAAAAGCCGCUUUAAUAUGUAGUGAUUUUCUUGCAGGUUGUUGUUUUGUUAAAAGGGAAAAAAAAAGAUCUGGGUCAGGUGCGUUGUAGGACACGCGCAAGGAGGAGGCGAUGUGAAACUGGGCAUCAGAUCUCAGACGGCGGACACACACACGCGCACACACACACGCGCACAUUGUGCACGCGCUCUCAGACUCAGGAGUAAUGGAGAGGAUCACCAUGUAGACAGGAGCCGAGUGGAGACGGGCUGAAAUGGGAAACGCUGUGUGGAGCGACGCCGCUCUGCAGCCACGCUGAUCCUCAGGAAGUCAGCCCGCUUUUCCUCUCCUCUGUCACGCACACUGGACUGGAUUUUUUUUCCUCACCUUUCUACCUUAUUUUCUCCAUCUUUCUCACAUACUCGUAAUUUUUUUGGUUGCAUUAUUUUUUUUUGUCCGACUGUGUUCAGAUAAUCUUCAUCCCCAAGAGGCUCGCUCGUGCUCCACGCUGCCUGUCUCUCGGUUUUUGCAAACCGAUUCAACUCCACUUCAGAUCAGUCUUAGGAGCAAUACUCCACCAAUAUGGGGGACAUGAGAAACAGCGAUUUUUACUCCAAGAACCAAAGAAAUGAUGCAGGUGGAUUCGGUUGCUCGCUUAUGGAGCUGCGCUCGCUCAUGGAGCUCCGAGGCACCGAAGCAAUCGUCAGAAUUCAGGAGGAUUAUGGAGACAUCACGGGACUGUGUCAGAGGCUGAAAACCUCACAGACAGAGGGUUUGACAGGAGAUCCAGCUGACCUAGAAAAGAGGAGAGAAGUCUUCGGUUCAAACAUUAUACCUCCAAAGAAGCCAAAAACUUUCUUACAGUUAGUGUGGGAAGCGCUACAAGAUGUGACGCUCAUCAUCCUCGAAAUCGCAGCCUUGAUCAGCUUGGGGCUUUCAUUUUAUCAGCCACCCGGGCAGAGCAGCGAAUCAUGUGGUGCUGCAAAUGCUGGAGCAGAAGACGAAGGAGAGUCAGAGGCCGGCUGGAUCGAAGGAGCUGCCAUUUUGCUUUCGGUGGUGUGUGUGGUGCUUGUCACUGCCUUCAAUGACUGGAGUAAAGAGAAGCAGUUCCGUGGCUUGCAGAGCCGCAUCGAGCAAGAGCAGAAGUUCCAGGUGGUGCGGGGAGGUCAAGUCAUCCAACUUCCUGUGGCAGACCUUGUGGUGGGAGAUAUUGCACAAGUCAAAUAUGGUGACCUACUUCCCACGGAUGGAGUCUUGAUACAAGGCAACGAUCUAAAAAUUGACGAGAGCUCUCUUACGGGAGAAUCAGACCAUGUGCGGAAGUCUGCUGAAAAAGAUCCUAUGCUCCUCUCUGGUACUCAUGUGAUGGAGGGUUCGGGUCGGAUGAUGGUCUCGGCUGUUGGAGUGAACUCUCAGAGCGGAAUCAUCUUUACCCUGCUUGGAGCUGGUGGAGAAGAGGAAGAGAAGAAAGAGAAAAAAGGUCAGGCAAUGGAAGAUGGCCGACAGCUAGCAGACCACACCCAUCCCUCCUCCCACCCCAUCGCAACAAUAGCCACUGAUGGUGCUGCAGGUGCAAAUGCCCCUGGUAAUACCACCCUAGUCAAUGGUAAAAUGCAGGAUGGAAAUAUGGAGAACAACCAGACCAAAGUGAAGAAGCAGGACGGAGCAGCGGCGAUGGAGAUGCAGCCGCUGAAAAGUGCCGAGGGCGGAGAAGCUGAUGACAAGGAGAAAAAAAAAUCCAACGUGUCAAAAAAAGAGAAGUCUGUUCUACAGGGCAAGCUGACAAAGCUGGCUGUGCAGAUUGGCAAAGCAGGUUUGGUGAUGUCUGCCAUCACGGUCAUCAUCCUGGUGCUCUACUUUGCCAUUGACAACUUUGUGCUCCAGAAGAGGCCUUGGCUUCCUGAGUGCACUCCUAUUUACAUUCAGUAUUUUGUGAAAUUCUUCAUCAUUGGUGUCACAGUGCUUGUGGUUGCUGUUCCUGAAGGCCUUCCCCUGGCUGUUACGAUCUCUUUGGCCUACUCUGUCAAGAAAAUGAUGAAGGAUAAUAACUUGGUACGCCAUCUGGAUGCCUGCGAGACCAUGGGCAAUGCCACUGCAAUCUGCUCAGAUAAAACAGGCACAUUGACCACUAACAGGAUGACAGCGGUGCAGCUGUACGUCGCCGACGUUCAUUAUAAAACCAUCCCAGACCCGAGUUCAAUCCCAGCAAAAACUCUUGACUAUCUGGUCAACGCAAUAGCCAUCAACAGUGCUUAUACUACCAAAAUUCUGCCCCCAGAUAAGGAGGGAGGUCUGCCCAAACAGGUUGGGAACAAAACCGAGUGUGGCCUUUUAGGACUUGUGCAGGGACUAAAGCGGGAUUACCAGGCCGUUCGGAACCAGAUCCCCGAAGAGAAGCUGUAUAAAGUCUACACCUUCAACUCGGUCAGGAAGUCCAUGAGUACUGUGGUCAAACUUCCUGAUGGAAGCUUUAGGAUGUACAGCAAAGGAGCAUCUGAGAUUAUCCUGAAAAAGUGUAGUCGUAUUCUAAAUGAAGCAGGUGAGCCCCGGGUUUUUCGACCUCGAGACAGAGACGACAUGGUGAAGAAGGUGAUUGAACCCAUGGCUUGUGAUGGUCUCAGGACCAUCUGUGUGGGUUACCGUGACUUUCCUGCUGAUCCUGAGCCAAGUUGGGAUGAAGAAAACAUCAUCCUGACUGACCUGACCGGAAUCUGUGUGGUUGGAAUUGAGGAUCCUGUGCGACCAGAGGUGCCAGAAGCUAUUCGUAAGUGUCAGCGUGCUGGCAUCACUGUGCGAAUGGUUACUGGUGACAACAUCAACACUGCCAGAGCCAUCGCCAUCAAGUGUGGCAUCAUCCACCCUGGAGAGGACUUUCUGUGCAUUGAUGGCAAAGAAUUCAACAGAAGGAUUCGUAAUGAAAAAGGAGAGGUUGAACAAGAGCGCAUUGAUAAAGUUUGGCCUAAGCUGCGAGUGUUAGCCCGGUCUUCUCCAACGGAUAAACACACACUUGUUAAAGGUAUAAUCGACAGCACGCUGUUUGAGCAGAGGCAGGUCGUGGCUGUAACAGGAGAUGGUACCAAUGAUGGACCUGCUCUGAAAAAAGCAGAUGUCGGCUUUGCCAUGGGAAUUGCAGGUACAGACGUGGCCAAGGAAGCCUCUGACAUUAUCCUGACGGACGACAACUUCUCGAGUAUUGUGAAAGCAGUGAUGUGGGGACGCAAUGUCUACGACAGCAUCUCCAAGUUCCUGCAGUUCCAGCUUACCGUUAAUGUGGUGGCCGUGAUCGUGGCAUUUACUGGAGCUUGUAUUACACAGGAUUCUCCAUUGAAAGCUGUUCAGAUGUUGUGGGUGAACCUCAUCAUGGACACUUUUGCAUCCCUGGCUCUGGCCACGGAACCUCCUACUGAAUCUCUGCUCAUGAGAAAACCGUAUGGCCGCAACAAGCCGCUCAUCUCUAGUACCAUGACCAAGAACAUUCUGGGCCAUGGCAUCUACCAGCUUGUCAUCAUUUUCACUCUACUGUUUGUGGGCGAGCAGCUCUUUGACAUCGACAGUGGCAGGAACGCACCUCUGCACUCGCCUCCAUCUGAACAUUACACCAUCAUCUUCAACACCUUUGUCAUGAUGCAGCUCUUCAACGAGAUCAACGCCCGCAAGAUUCACGGAGAGAGGAACGUGUUUGAUGGCAUUUUCCGAAACCCUAUCUUCUGCUCUAUUGUUCUGGGCACUCUUGGAAUUCAGAUUGUUAUUGUGCAGUUUGGAGGGAAACCCUUCAGUUGCUCUCCUCUGGAUGUUGAACAGUGGAUGUGGUGUGUGUUCUUAGGGCUUGGAGAGCUGGUCUGGGGACAGGUGAUAUCGUCCGUCCCGAACAGUAAGUUGAGGUUCCUGAAAGCAGCUGGUCAGCUUACACAGAAGGAUGAUGCACCAGAAGAGGAAAUGAAUGAGGAUCAGGAGGAAAUUGAUCAUGCUGAGAGGGAGUUACGACGAGGACAGAUCCUCUGGUUCCGUGGUCUCAGCAGAAUCCAGACUCAGAUCCGCGUGGUAAACGCAUUCCGUAGCUCUCUCUACGAAGGCCUGGAAAAACCCGAAUCCCGAACCUCCAUCCACAACUUCAUGACCCAUCCUGAGUUUAGAAUAGAGGAUUCGACACCCCACAUCCCUCUCAUAGACGACACUGACAUAGAUGACGAGGCGGCCAGGAAGAAUUCAAGCCAGCCUUCAUCUCCCAACAAGAACAACAAUGCCAUUGACAGCGGCAUAAACCUCACCACCGACACAAGUAAAUCUGCUGCCUCAUCCAGUCCCGGGAGCCCACUUCAUAGUCUGGAGACUUCGCUCUAGCCCUGAUCACCUGGGAAAAUCGAAUAAAAUCCUCAAACAGGAUGACACACGUUACACGCACAAACGUGCGGCUGACUGAACGUGUGGUCCGAAGCGUGUUAUUUUUUCCCCUCCUUCUUCUCCGCUUAUGCUUUUAGGAGAUCGAGAUUUUAAUUGGAACGUUUUCUGGAUCGACUUGAAAAACAGAAACGGACCAACUCCCUUUUCCUGAGAACGCAACGGACCACAGUGAGAAUUAUUUAAAUCGAAUUCAGCUACUCUUAACUGCUUCUCCUGCAUGAAUGUACAUUACCCGGGUUUUUAUUUUGAAAACGAUUUGAUUUCAUUUCUUGGAUUUAAUUUGGUGGGGAGUGCCGUGGGCUGCAACUUUUAAGACUCUGAUUCACUGAUCUCUGAGUAUCGUGUGUGGCAUGUACCUAACUGUAUAGAUUUAUUUGGUUAAUGAAUAAAUUGUGUAUCGAGGUUGCAGGGCUCGACUUGCACAAGUAGAUUUUGCACCUGUUGGAAAAAGAAGAACCUAUGGAAAAUAGCAUUUCGUAAAAAUACUAUAUAUAAUAUACAUAAAUAUAUAAAUAUAUACAGAGUUUAUCUUUGUUGGCAUGUUGCCUUGUUUCUGCUUCAAUGACUCUAACUACUUUAACUUAUUUAUGUCCUAAAGAGAAUGUAAUUUGUUUACAAAAAAAAACAAAAAAACCUAGAUGCGUCCUUUUUUUUUCUUUUUUUUUUUUUAAUCAUUAGAGUUAAAACCAUAUGGCAGACAUAGUUGGAAAAGCUCAACCUGUCACAUACACUCCUCUAGGUGUUUUAUUACGAACCGUGUGCUGGACUUGCCUGCUAUUUUGUCAUAUAAUGUAGAUAUUUUUAGAAGAUUAUAAAAGAAACCAAAAUAUAGUGGGAUUAUAUAAUUAACGUGGCAUUUUAGUGUUAUACGAUUGUUGGGAUGAACUCUGAACAAUCCCCUUCUUCUUAAACUCGCCCCGACUUGGACUUUAAGACGAAAGUUUAAUUUCUAUACACGCUUUGUUUUAAUUUGUUUUACAUUCACUGCUUGGAAAUGAAACAUUUCAGUCCGUCUUGAAUACUAGCAUCCAUUUCAGGUUGGAUUUAAAGAUAUAGUUUAGAAAAACUGCUUAUUUAGCACAAAAAAAUCUCUUUUCUCCUCUGUGUGACCGUAACAGGCUGCAGAUUGUUUUUCAAUUUUUAUGUUCUAAAGGAUGUAAAUUAUUAUUUGGCUUCAAUGGAAAUCAGAGUUGUGUUGAAAUUCUUGUGAUAUACUGUGUUGAUUCUUCUUUUUUCAUUUCUAGAUUUCGUUUCUUUGAAAGACAGAACCCGGCUGCAGAGCUGUUGACAUUUUGAACGACCGAAAAACGAAAUGAAACUUAGGGGAACAAAAAAAAAAACCCACAACAAAGUGAAGAAAAAAAAAGAAAGGAAAAAAAAAACAAUAACGGAAUGUGGCUUUUGACUUUUUUUCUAAGAAGAAAAGAUUAUACAUAUAUGAUGAUCAUUUUUCUGCACUAUCCAGAUAUGAAUGAAUUUCUGUGGUGUAAAUUUAGAUGUGCUUCUGUGUGUUAAAAAUCAAAGCUUGUCUUCCUGCGGUCAGUAAAAUAUACUCUAGCAUCUCAAAAGUAGUAUUCAGUAGCUAUUUACUAUUUAUUGUGCUAUAGAGAGGACGACACGAAACGAAGGCACAUUUACAGAGGGAACUGAUGUAACUGAGAUCCUUCAGAUUCUCCUAUAAUAUUAUCUCCUAAAUUGGAACUACGGGGAAGCAUGAUCUUAUGCUUAAUAUGCAAGCUAAUCUCACUUUCCUUAGGUCCUCACUUGAUUUUGUUUUUUUUUUUUUGUUUUUUUUUUUAGUUUUAUCAGUUUCUUUCCUCGUGUUGAGAUGGUGCAUAAAGCUUUAAUCGCUAGCUCAGGCAUGCGUAACAAAAUUCAAAUGUCAACAAUCCAUAUCAGAUUCCUGUAAACUUCCCUGUUAUUCUGUAAUUUAUUUCAGAGCAACUUCUGCCAACACUGUCAUCAUUUCUCUGGUAACAAACAGUUUCAUUUCUAAUGGUGAAUGUGAAUGAAAAUGGUAAGUACUUUGUAGACAGAAAGAAAGAGCCGGACUCUGUUUUUAGAGAUACGACAAUUCCCUGCAAAACAACAACAACAAAACAAUCCCAACAACAACACAGUUUGAUAACCACAUCCCGUUCCAUCGAUUGUUUUUAGGAGUUCUAAUAAUUCUGAAUAAUAAUAUUUCUUGCAAUACAUCAGCUUCUAUGUACUGUACUUAGCAGCAUGCAUUUUGUGGAACAAAGAAGAUAACAUGCCACUGAUACUUUUGGCACUCUAGCGAUUUAUGGGUAAAUGAUAAGUGUUCAUUCAUCUUGUUUUAUGAUUUUUUUUAAAAAAAAAAUCUAUACAAUAAUUGUAAAUAAAGAAUUCAAUGUCCUUGUUCAUUUAAUACUA
Tachysurus fulvidraco (yellow catfish) is the source of this 6804-nucleotide messenger RNA. It is a transcript of the gene atp2b2, whose product is annotated as ATPase plasma membrane Ca2+ transporting 2. The record is from RefSeq and is a predicted model, not a curated record. Gene Ontology annotation, molecular function: ATP binding; PDZ domain binding; ATP hydrolysis activity. Gene Ontology annotation, biological process: calcium ion transmembrane transport; regulation of cytosolic calcium ion concentration. The transcript has 23 exons. Gene Ontology annotation, cellular component: postsynaptic density membrane; intracellular membrane-bounded organelle. The coding region runs from base 589 to 4347 and encodes 1252 amino acids. Lineage: Eukaryota; Metazoa; Chordata; Actinopteri; Siluriformes; Bagridae.